Messenger RNA from Ictalurus furcatus (blue catfish), 1349 nucleotides. RefSeq lists its product as uncharacterized. The record is from RefSeq and is a predicted model, not a curated record. The coding region runs from base 22 to 642 and encodes 206 amino acids. Lineage: Eukaryota; Metazoa; Chordata; Actinopteri; Siluriformes; Ictaluridae. Gene Ontology annotation, biological process: response to bacterium. The transcript is spliced from 7 exons.
GAAACUGUGUUUCUCUGUGCCAUGGGUUUUAUCUCAGAGACUCUGUGCUCUUUAACUUUGGAGGCAGAAGCUGGAGAUAACGUCACUAUUUGGUGCCAACAUGAGCUGAAACAACCAGAUAAAAUCUUUUGGUUUAAACACACAUGUGAUUCAGUUCCAUUUCUUCUUGCGUGUAAACGUUAUUUGGUAUCAGCUCCAUCAGAGAAUUGCUUGUUCUUUACUGAAAGUGAGAGAAUAGUGAUGUCUGUUCAUGGCAAGAGCACGUCUCUCACAAUCACUGCAGUAACCGUCUCUGAUACAGGACUGUAUUACUGCAGCUUCAUAAAACUGGACCAAGUGAACUUUAGAAACUCAACCUCUUUACAAGUGAAAGGUGUAAAUAAAACAUUUUCUAAGAACCCGGACAGAGCAAAAGGUUCAGACUGUUCUGCUGUGUUCUUCAUGCUGAAUGCGGUGUUUGGUGCCGUGAUUGUGAUUCUUCUCGGUGUCCUGAUCUUCAUCAUACUGAAACACAGAAAAACUGAUAGAGGUGUUGAGGCAGAAGAUAAUGAGUUCUCUGAGAAGAUACUGAAGAGGAGACAUGAUGAAGAAAAAGAUACACAGUGGAAAGAAAGUGUGCAUGUAAACAUUUGUACACUGUAAUAAAAAGCUGGUAAUCCAGCACGUGGGGAAUUUCUGCUGCUGCAGCGACACUGAACUGAACACAAACUACUGAAUGUUUCAAUCGGUCACUAAUCCAGGAGUGAACCGUGACUGAGAGAACAUCAGUAAGUACCUUCAUUCUUACUUUAUACACCAGUUUGUCUCAAUAAAUAUACGGAUAAUUACUUUCAAACAUUAUGUAAAAUUAAAAUGAGGCGUAGGGUAAAGUAAACUUAAUUAGCACUGUUAGGUAGCUAGCAUCAGUCUAGCAUGUUUUCUGACAGGAGUUAGCUAUUCAGGUUAUUUGUUUUCUAACUUUAACACUAAAUGUCGCAUUGUUUUAUUAGUUAGUGUUACUGAAAAUUACUCGAGGUUGGUAUCUAAUGUUAGCUAGCAUCAGUCUUUAGAUAACUUCGUCUGUAAACACCAAAUGAGCGAGUUAAACACAGAUAAAUACAGAUAAACACAUGCUAAUGAGGCUAAUUUCAGCAGUUAAACUAACAGAAUCAGACCCUGGAUUAUAACUGCUAAUUGUACUGGUGUUGAACACGUCAGCUGUCACACAGGGGCGACCUGAACCUAAAUAAUUUAUCUUAGAUUUAUAAAUAAUUUAAAUCAUUGUAAAACACUGAAAACCACCUUAUUCGAAUGUAUCUAAUUUGUCAGGGUGGUUCCGUGUUGUUUUUUAUUUUCUGAAAAUGUAUCCC